GUCGAAGAUUCCACUACACCAAACUAGUUGCAGUUGUAUUCAAGGCUAAGGAACCGACACACUCAACCACAUACCUGUCGGCAACCACAACCUUAGAAAAAAAAAAAAAAAAGAGUUCAUAGUUGUUGCCGGAAACAGAACCCAAAAAAAAAUAAGUGACACUGUAAUGGUUUCAGUUUUGGUUCAUGGUAGCAGAGAAAGACACUACUAAGAACACAGUGUGAGUUGAAUUGUUUUGAUUCAGCUUAAGUCAUAGCAUUAAGUCAUUAUCUUAAUUUGGGGUUUCAACGCUUCAACUCAAUGUUGGUCCAAGAGCGUUCAACUCCAAAAUCUCCGAACUCAAAACCCCAUUGGAGAACUAUUAACCGCUUCGCCGCGACAAAGAACCUCGAUUUCUCAACAUGGGUAUCCGAAAAUGUCUACAAGAUCGUGGUAAUCUUGCUCCUCGUUUUAACCGUCGCCGCCAUGUUCUUCCUCCGCAACGCCGGCGACACCGCCGCGCUCCUCUGCUUCGAGAAGCAGGCUCAGGACCUUGAGAGGAUCGAGUUUCCGCGCGUCGAUUGGAACUCGAUCACACCCAUCUCCGACAAGACCUCAAAGUUCGCGAAUUUCCGGUCGGAGAGGUGGAUCGUGGUUUCGGUGUCGAGCUACCCGAGCGAUUCGCUUCGGAACACGGUGAAGAUGAAAGGGUGGCAGGUUCUGGCGAUUGGGGAUUCGAGAACGCCUUCGGAUUGGAGCCUCAAAGGUGCGAUCUUUUUGUCGUUGGAGGAACAAGCUAAUUUGGGGUUUAGGGUUGUUGAUUUCCUUCCUUAUGAUUCUUAUGUUAGGAAAAGUGUUGGUUAUUUGUUUGCUAUUCAGCAUGGUGCUAAGAAAAUAUUUGAUGCUGAUGAUAGAGGGGAUGUUAUUGAUGGGGAUUUGGGUAAGCAUUUUGAUGUAGAAUUGAUUGGUGAAGGUGCUAGGCAAGAGGUUUUGUUGCAGUAUAGUCAUGAUAACCCCAACCGAACCGUGGCAAACCCGUAUGUUCAUUUUGGGCAGCGUUCGGUUUGGCCUAGGGGGUUGCCAUUGGAGAAUGUAGGUGCAAUUGGGCAUGAAGAGUUUUACACUCAAGUGUUUGGUGGGAAGCAGUUUAUACAGCAGGGGAUUUCGAAUGGCCUUCCGGAUGUUGAUUCUGUGUUUUAUUUUACACGGAAAUCGGGUUUGGAACCUUUUGAUAUUAGAUUUGAUGAGCAUGCCCCGAAGGUAGCGUUGCCGCAGGGUAUGAUGAUGCCUGUUAAUAGUUUUAAUACAAUGUACCAUUCUCCUGCAUUUUGGGCUUUGAUGCUUCCGGUAUCGGUUAGCACAAUGGCUUCUGAUGUGUUGAGAGGUUACUGGGGACAGAGGCUUCUUUGGGAAGUUGGUGGUUAUGUUGUAGUUUAUCCCCCUACUGUCCAUAGAUAUGACAGGGUUGAGGCGUAUCCUUUUUCGGAAGAGAAAGAUCUUCAUGUGAAUGUUGGUCGUUUAAUCAAGUUUUUAGUUUCGUGGAGAUCGGAGAAGCAUAGAUUGUUUGAAAAGAUUUUGGAUUUAAGCUAUGCAAUGGCUGAGGAGCGCUUUUGGACUGAUAAGGAUGUGAAACUUACUGCUGCUUGGCUGCAGGACUUGCUAGCUGUUGGCUAUCAGCAGCCGAGGUUGAUGUCGCUGGAACUGGGACGUCCGAGAGCAAAUAUUGGUCAUGGUGAUCGAAGGGAGUUUGUUCCACAAAAGUUACCAUCUGUCCAUCUUGGGGUUGAAGAAACAGGAACAGUGAAUUAUGAGAUUGGUAAUUUAAUCCGAUGGAGGAAAACUUUUGGGAAUGUUGUGCUUAUCCUGUAUUGCAGUGGACCUGUGGAACGUACAGCCCUUGAAUGGAGGUUGCUUUAUGGGAGAAUAUUCAGAACUGUAGUUAUUUUGUCAGAAAAGAAGGACAUAGAUCUUGUUGUGCAGGAGGGCCAUUUGGACCAGGCCUACAAGUACCUGCCAAAAAUAUUUGAUCAAUUUAGUAGUGCAGAAGGAUUUUUGUUCCUACAGGAUAAUACCAUUCUUAAUUACUGGAACUUACUACAAGCGGAUAAAACUAAACUUUGGAUCACUAAUAAGGUAUCUGAGUCUUGGGCUUCUGUAUUAACCAAUGACAACUCAGAUUGGUUAUCACAACAAGCAAGCAUGGUACAGAAGGUUGUUAGCAUGAUGCCAGCUCACUUUCAAGUCAGCUACAAAGAUACAAGUGCCAAUGACAAGAACCUCUUAUUAUGCAGUUCUGAGGUGUUCUAUGUUCCUCAGCGCUUUGUCAGUGAUUUUGUUGAGCUUGUUAGCUUAGUGGGCAAUCUAGAGAUCCAUCAGAAGGUUGCAAUUCCUAUGUUCUUUGUCUCCAUGGAUUCUCCACAGAAUUUUGACCCUGUUCUUGAUACAACAAUCUACAAGCAAAAACCUCCAACUAAUUCCUCCACUCUUUAUUCUGCUAAAGUCCCUGCUGUUCAUCCUUGGAAUGUAUCCAGUGAGCAAGACUUUAUCAAGCUUAUCAGAAUAAUGGCAGAAGGGGAUCCACUCUUAAUGGAGUUAGUUUGAAAAUAGAACUGUUUCUUGAUGCUUAUUGAAGAGAAGAUGCAAGAAACAUGUAACACUCAGAUAACUCUUACACGGUCUUAUUUUUUUUUAUCAAAAACAGUGUUACACAAUUUUUUUUUUCUGAAUAUUUCUUGGGUGGUAUUGUAACCCUUUUUCUUUUUCCCCCCUUUUGUAGAUUUGCUCCACAUAGAAAGUGUAUUAAUCCUUUUGCCCCUUCUUUUUUGUGAAAAUAUG
Gastrolobium bilobum is the source of this 2814-nucleotide messenger RNA. Its product is annotated as probable glycosyltransferase STELLO2. The transcript has 3 exons. Bases 301 to 2580 code for a protein of 759 amino acids. NCBI's taxonomy places the organism in Eukaryota, Viridiplantae, Streptophyta, Magnoliopsida, Fabales, Fabaceae. The record is from RefSeq and is a predicted model, not a curated record.